CUGUUCCAGGCAGGGCUGCCGCGUGGUGUGGCGUCGCUCUCUCCUCCCACAGAACGUGCCCAGGCAAGGCCAGUCGCUCGCCAUGUCCGCUGCGGGGGCGGCGGAUGUUUUCCACAGAGCCCGGGGCAGGACCCUGGACGCGUUCUCCUCAGAAAAGGAACGGGAAUGGAAAGGUCCAUUCUACUUUGUCCAAGGCGCAGACACUCAGUUUGGGCUGAUGAAGGCCUGGUCCACCGGGAAUUGUGACACUGGAGGUGAUGAGUGGGGGCAGGAGAUCCGUCUCACAGAGCAAGCUGUUGAGGCCAUCAACAAGCUGAAGCCUAAACCCAAAUUCUUUGUUCUGUGUGGUGACCUCGUCCAUGCCAUGCCAGGAACUCCAUGGCGGCAAGAGCAGACCAGGGACCUGCAGCGAGUACUGAAGGCCGUCGACCAGGACAUCCCACUGGUGAUGGUCAGCGGCAACCAUGACUUGGGCAACACCCCCACAGCCGAGACUGUGGAAGAGUUCUGCCAGACAUGGGGAGACGACUACUUCAGCUUCUGGGUUGGGGGCGUCCUGUUCCUGGUGCUCAACUCCCAGUUCUUGUACGAUGCCUCCAGGUGCCCCGCACUGAAGCAGGCCCAGGACCACUGGCUGGACCAACAGCUGAACAUCGCAGAGCAGAAACAGUGCCAGCACGCCAUUGUCUUCCAGCAUAUCCCGCUAUUCCUGCAGAGUAUUGAUGAAGAUGACGACUACUUCAACCUCACCAAAACCGUGCGUAAGGAACUGGCCGACAAGCUCACCAGAGCAGGUAUCAGAGCUGUGUUCUCGGGGCACUACCACAGGAACGCCGGGGGAACCUACCAGAAUCUUGACAUGGUAGUUUCAUCUGCCAUCGGGUGCCAACUAGGCAAAGACACCCACGGGCUCCGUGUGGUGGCCAUCACUGCAGAGAAGAUUGUUCAUCGUUACUACAGUUUAGAUGAGCUGAGCCAGGGGGGAAUCGAGGAAGACCUGAAGGAGCUGCUGAAGGAGUGAUUGGUCCCCACCGAGUCCACCCAGCUUUCACACCCAUCGCCUUCCAUUUUGCCAGAAUAUUCUCAGCCCCUUCUCGAUAUGUCUGAGCAGAAAGGCGGGCUUAUGAACAGAUGUUCUUUUACAUAAAUCAAACUGCUGGAUCCUGUCCUUAAUUAUUUUCAGAAGAGAACUGUCUUUCCUUUAAAAGCCAGAUAAGACAGCUACGGGUGUUUUCUAAUUGUGGUGUGUGAUUUCCCACGUGAUGUUUGGGUAAAUUCUUCUCAUUGUGCAGCUUUUAACUCUGCCCUUGAACCUACUGUUUCUGACAACUUACAAUCAAUAACCACCUACUACCCUUAAUCCCAACUCAGUACCCAAGAGUGAUCUUUAAUAAUUCCUUGAAUAUAACCGCCCCUCCCCCCCCCCAGUCCCAGAGCCACAUAGGCUUGUCCUCAUCAUAACAGGUAGCAAGCAUCAUAGCCAUCAUUGACUGUGAUUUUCAAGAUUCUCAUUACUGCUGAUGCUAUGAACACCGUGCGGAGAGUCCGCACCAGGGUGUGUUUGCCUUUCUGAUGACAAAUGUCACCUUCAGAUAUGUGCAGACUCUGUUCCAGAAGACCAGAACGGAAGCUGCAACGUGAAGACCCUGCACAGCCCACAGGUUUCCCUGUGUGUAUUCUCCCACUAUAGGCAGCCCACCCCAUUGUCAGCUAUGACAUGGCGGGAAAGCUGGGCUUGACAAGGACCUCUCCCAAGAAGAACACAGAACUGUGUCAUUGGUAUAAUUUACAUUAUACCAUGUUAUUUGCCACUUACAUUACAAUAUCCCUGGACAGAAAAGAGUGUGAGUUUCUUAAAAAUCCUUUUUCACCAUGGAAUUCGCUCUUCUGCCUCCCCUGGGAGCUCUGCCCUCUGGAUUUUCCUCUGCGUGCCAGCCAUCCUGGUGCCUACUAACCAGGGCCACUACAUCCUGCCAAGGAAGUUUUACAGUGUCCUGCAGCGGCACUGUAGAAUCUGAAACCAACUUUAAAAAAAAAAAACCCACUGGUUAUAAAUGAACCGCAAAGCCCACUAAAUUAGAAAACUUUCUUGUUAAAAGGUUUUAGUCAAUGUAGCAAAACCAUGAGAAAUUAAAUAAAAAGAUAAUUGGAUAUGUAAAUUCAUAAGGAACAAAAGAUACAAGAAGUUAAUUAUUUUACAUAUUAGUGACACACCAGAGCUCAUUAUUAGGAAGCAUAAGAAAAGUAAUUUUUCAAACCUGAGUGAUCGUCAGUGCUUGGAUUUGUUCCUAUUUGUUUUUGUUUUUUACAGCAGGGUGUAAGAGAUCAGGAGAGGUCCCUGGUCCUAAAACGUAUAGGCUUGAUUCAGUGACAGGAGAGAAGAUGAGUCAUAGUGGGCUGAAGGCAUGCCCCUUGUCCAAGCUGCAUAUAGAAAACACAGCCUCAGAAUGGGGGCAAGGAUAUGGGAUCAAGCAAAGGAAACGAAGUAAGUGCUUGUCCUCAAAACACAUAUGUUAGAGCUGACUCAGAAACCUAGCAUGGCUAAGGAUGGCCUGGCAUUGCCAGUUUUCAACAGAACAGCAGUAUCCCCGUGGGGCCUGCUGAUGUGGGAGCAAAAAUGUGUAAUGUAUGUAACUCAGAUAGCAAGUCACUAUUCUGUUCUCUUCUAGGCCUGUUCUUAAAAAAAUAAAAAUAAAAAUAAAAAACAAUAAAGACUUCCCACAUGCC
Messenger RNA from Mus pahari (shrew mouse), 2727 nucleotides. RefSeq names its product calcineurin like phosphoesterase domain containing 1 (gene Cpped1). The record is from RefSeq and is a predicted model, not a curated record. Lineage: Eukaryota; Metazoa; Chordata; Mammalia; Rodentia; Muridae. Gene Ontology annotation, molecular function: hydrolase activity. Bases 83 to 1021 code for a protein of 312 amino acids. The transcript has 4 exons.